Molecule: messenger RNA, 2678 nt
Organism: Musa acuminata AAA Group (dessert banana)
Lineage: Eukaryota; Viridiplantae; Streptophyta; Magnoliopsida; Zingiberales; Musaceae
Product: probable GPI-anchored adhesin-like protein PGA55
Exons: 7
Coding region: 698-2329 (543 amino acids)
Molecular function (GO): phosphoprotein phosphatase activity
Source: RefSeq, a predicted model, not a curated record
ACUAAGGAAAGGCAAUCAAUGCGACGGUGGCGCAUCCCAGCGCACAGAUACGAAAGUUUCCCCUAUGCGUCGUAUCUUUUUCGUGAAGACCACGUUAAGCUACAAUGCGAAGGAUCAAUUUAAGGCUGGCGAAGGAGCGAAUCCGCGAACAAAAUCCCGAAAUAAAAUGGGGAAGAUAAAAAGAGGAGGGAUUUUUAUUAGGAGGAAGAAAGAGAAAGCAAUGGGGAAGAAGCGGAAAACCCUCGCCUCAGGUGCGAUGCGAGAGCACGACUCCCCUUUCGUCGAACGUUUCCGUGUCGUCGAAUUCUCAAUCUCGAUUGGCAAUUGGGUCUUCCAUGCUCAUCUUUUCUUGUUCUUUUUGCGAGUUAUUUGGUACUCUGUCAUGAAAUCGCGCAGCUGAUUUAGGUACUUGGAGCUUGGUUCUCUUGCUUGCGUUCGGGCUUCCGAUAAAAGGGCUGUCUCGUUGGUGACUUGUAUUCUAGUCGUAGUCUUGUAGUCCAUGGAAAAGAUCACUGACGAGCUCAAUGUCCAAGUGUGAAAUUAUAAUGAUAUUGCCCAAACAAGUGUAGUACAUGAGGAUGGUUCCAAUUCCAUAUUGCAAGACGCCAGCUUGAAGCAUUGCAUAGUGUACCAAAGGAGACGGAAGAAGAAUUCGUCAGACACUAAUUCUGCUGUUUCUUUGUCUGGGAUUUUUGAAAUGGUCUCAAUCCUGAAGGGUCGCGAUGGAACAUCUCUUACUAGCAAUCAAGCAUCAUCAGUGGAGAAAGAAACUCAUGUUGGGACUGAAUCCUUUACUGACUCUAAAAUGGACAUGUUUCAACAUACAGAAUCAGCACUCAACCUUGCAACUGUACCUGAAAUCUCUGAGUCUCUUGAUGACAUCAAAAACAAUGUGGCAUGCAAGAUUGAUAUGGAAGAUAGUGAUUCUAAUAAACUUGCUAAUCAAGCUUUACCAAUUGAAACCAAUUUAUCACCUGAGUUAUCUUCAAACUCAUACCAGCUGGAAGCCUAUUCUAUCCAGUUUGAAAAGAGCAGAAAAAAAGAAAUAAGUUUAAGUGGUUUUUCAUAUGACAUUCAACAUAUCUGCUCAGACGUAACAUCAACUUGUACCUUGCAGCCAGUUGCUGCAUCUGUUGAUGCUAAUGAAUUUAGUAGGGUCUCUUCAUCAGAUGAAGUUAGGAGAAUUAUGGAGGUGAAAUGUGACAUAAAGGCCAAAGCAACAUCCACCAGUGAAGUAAUAAAGAAGACUGAGAGUUGUUUCGAUAACUCUGGUGAUGGUCAGCAUGUUGCUGCAGAAGGAAGCCCAAAAUUGCUUCCUGCUGGUCAGAAGGACGAAUGUGCUACUCUAUUGUUCCAAUUAGAAAACAAAGUUCUCAGGGAUGCCUCAUCACUAAUCCACUCUAGGGAGGCAUCUAAACUAGGAAGUGGAGAUGGAUCAGAGAGUGGGCAAUCAGCCGUUCAUGAAAAGAAUUCUUUGGACUUUAAAAACAGGUGUAAUGAUUCAUAUGCUGUUCAUGUGAAAGAACAUGCUCCUUCAUCAGUGAAUCAUGUUGUGAAAGAUGUCUCUUCUGAUGUGACCAAGGACCGGGAUCAGAGUUCAAAUUUAGCAGCCUUGUCUGACACGGAAACAUUGUUGAGUUCUUCUAGGAAGAAGCUAAUCGUUCUUGAUUUGAAUGGUUUACUUGCUGAUAUCAAUCAGGAGUAUCAUUAUGCUCAUAAAGCACAUAGGAGAGUUGGAGGAAAAUUAGUUUUUAAAAGGCCCUUCUGUGAUGAUUUUCUGAAGUUUUGUUUUGAGAGAUUUCAUGUGGGUGUGUGGUCUUCAAGAAGAAGAUAUAAUGUUGAUGUGGUGGUUGAUUUUCUCAUGGGAAAUUUGAGACAUAAACUGUUAUUUUGUUGGGACCAAUCAAAAUGCACGGAUACUGGGUAUACAACAAUAGAGAACAUGCAUAAACCACUGGUUCUUAAAGAACUAAAGAAAUUGUGGAACAAUGAGGGACAUGAUCUUCCGUGGGAAAAGGGAGAGUACUCACCAUCAAACACAUUGCUUGUGGAUGAUUCUCCUUACAAAGCCAUUUGCAAUCCUCCACACACUGCUAUUUUUCCAUUUCCAUAUAAAUUCACGGACGAAAAUGACAAUUCAUUAGGGCCAGGAGGUGAUCUACGUGCUUAUUUGGAAGGGCUAACAAUGGCUGAUGAUGUUCAACUCUAUGUUCAAGGACAUCCCUUUGGUCAACAAGCUAUACUAGAUAGUAAUCCAUCAUGGAAUUUCUACCUAAAAAUAAUUGAUAAAAUUCAGAAUUCAUCAUCUCUAACUGCUUCAAGAGGAUGACAUUUAAAUGUCCUUUUCAUCUUAGAAGGUUCCCAGCUUAAUAGUCAUCUUGUUUUUUGAUAGAUGGUCCAUCAUAUUCUGCUUAUAUGUGGCAACCUGAUAGUUCUUCAUUAUUUUUCUUAGUGAGAUGAACAGGGAUAGUGACAAAUGCUGAUCAAGACAGCCUUUCUGUUGUUUUGGAAACUGUGCAAACCAUUGUUUGCUUGCUGCUGUUGAUUUUUUGUCUUCUGAGAGGAUCAUAACACUAUCAACUUGCAGAUUUCCCAGCCACCAGGUGGUGUUCGAUUGUACAGGUGCUACAGUGUUGUAUAAAUUUUGUUAAAUGUGCAACUGCCUAUCUUUCCGUUCA